Molecule: messenger RNA, 207 nt
Organism: Plasmodium knowlesi strain H
Lineage: Eukaryota; Apicomplexa; Aconoidasida; Haemosporida; Plasmodiidae
Product: conserved Plasmodium protein, unknown function
Exons: 3
Coding region: 1-207 (68 amino acids)
Source: RefSeq, a predicted model, not a curated record
AUGGAAGAGAAGGAUCUCAAUUUGAUUGAUAAGGAUAACCUUGACGUUGAGACCGGCAACUUAAAAAGCGAAAACGCCAAGUACAUGGAGACACACCCAGAACUGCGAGACUUGUUGAAUGACUUCAUAUCCUCCGUUCUGUUGCAUACACCGGAAGAUAUUUUUAAAUACGCAAAUGAAUAUUUUUCUUACUUUAAAAAAAAGUAA